Messenger RNA from Lepisosteus oculatus (spotted gar), 4118 nucleotides. RefSeq names its product serine palmitoyltransferase, long chain base subunit 3 (gene sptlc3). Gene Ontology annotation, cellular component: serine palmitoyltransferase complex. The record is from RefSeq and is a predicted model, not a curated record. NCBI's taxonomy places the organism in Eukaryota, Metazoa, Chordata, Actinopteri, Semionotiformes, Lepisosteidae. Gene Ontology annotation, molecular function: pyridoxal phosphate binding; serine C-palmitoyltransferase activity. Gene Ontology annotation, biological process: sphingosine biosynthetic process; ceramide biosynthetic process.
AACGGUGUAAUAUACAGUAUACCUGCUAUACUACUCCUUAAAAUAUCCUUAACAUUUCAACUUGUCGCGAUUUUUUUCCUUUGAAAAUACCUUUACGUAAGUAUUAGUCUUAUCUCUUCCAGGUUGUCUUGGUAGAAUAGUUUUCUGGUCUUUCAAGUGCGCAACACCUUUCCGCCUUCUCCGAGCAACGCAGAACUGGUGCCGCCCCUGUUGUUUAACCUCCAAGCACAGGUAAACCUGUCACUGCUGGAGGUCUGACCUGUUGCUGUGAUCGACAGAGAAGGAUCAGCUAUGAAUGAUCAAUUCGGUGUCUUCUGUAGUUUCUAAAAGGAAAGGGAAGGUAGGACGUGAGGGGGGUCGCUCUCCUUGUAGCUAUACUGUACAUUACAUCAGGUUUGGUACCUGAGGUUAGAUUUAAAAAAACGAACAGCUUUCGACACCACUUCCUACAUUGUAACACUCCCCAUCUAGAAUCGAAUGAGCAUGGCCAGCACGGCUAACAUAGUUCGCAAUGGAAACGUAAAGUUUAAUUUAAACCAGAACAACAUAAAAAAUGACAGUAUUACAAGAAACGGAUUCAGCAAAAACUGCCAUCAGAAAAAUGGCACUGCAAAUGGAGACCUGCAGAAGUGGAAGUAUAAGGAAUCCUUUGAACAGGCCCCUCUUUAUGUCGCUGUCCUCACCUAUUUGGGCUUUGGGGUUGUGACACUCUUUGGCUACUUCAGAGACUUUCUUAGAGCCAUUGGCCUUGAGAAGUGUCACAUUGCACAGGAAAGGGAGGAGCAGAAGGACUUUGUUCCACUUUAUCAGGAUUUUGAGAAUUUCUACACACGAAAUCUAUACAUGAGAGUCCGAGACAACUGGAACCGACCCAUUUGUAGUCUGCCAGGCCCUGUAUUUGAUCUCAUGGAGAGGGUCACUGAUGAUUACAACUGGACUUUCAGACACACAGGGAAGGCAAUUAAAAAUGUGAUAAAUAUGGGUUCCUACAACUAUCUGGGCUUUGCAGAAAAUAACUUCUUAGAAACGGUGGCAGACACAACAAAGGAGUAUGGUGUUGGGGUUUGCAGCACCCGACAGGAAAUGGGGAAUCUGGACAUCCACGAAGAGCUGGAAGAUCUUGUGGCCACAUUUCUUGGGGUAGAAUCGGCUAUGACCUUUGGAAUGGGGUUUGCUACCAACUCAAUGAACAUCCCAGCGCUUGUGGGCAAGGGAUGCCUAAUUUUAAGUGAUGAGUUAAAUCACACCUCACUGAUCCUGGGAGCCAGACUGUCGGGUGCUACCAUCCGCGUGUUUAAGCACAACAACAUGCAGAGUCUGGAGAAGUUGCUGCGAGAUGCUAUAUGCAGUGGACAGCCUCGAAGCCAUCGGCCAUGGAAGAAAAUUCUCAUUCUUGUGGAGGGAAUUUACAGCAUGGAGGGAUCGAUUGUGCGGCUGCCAGAUAUCAUUGCCUUGAAGAACAAGUACAAAGCUUAUCUGUACUUGGACGAGGCUCACAGCAUUGGUGCUGUGGGGCCCACAGGGCGUGGUGUGGUGGAGCUCUUUGGACUGGACCCUUCGGAAAUAGACGUGCUGAUGGGCACCUUCACCAAGAGCUUUGGAGCAGCAGGGGGAUACAUAGCUGGAAAGAAGGACCUGGUGGAUUAUUUACGAACCCAUUCACAUAGUUCAGUCUACGCUUCAGCAAUGUCCCCCCCUGUGGCCAAACAAAUCAUCAGGGCCAUGAAAUGCAUCAUGGGUCUGGAUGGAACAACAGUGGGCAUUCAGAGAGUGCAGCAGCUAGCAGAAAACACGAGGUACUUCCGGAAGAAGCUGCAUGAGAUGGGCUUCAUCAUUUAUGGCAAUGAGCACUCUCCUGUGGUCCCGCUGUUACUUUACAUGCCAGGGAAGGUUGGGGCCUUUGCCAGGAAAAUGCUGAAGCGAGGCAUAGGGGUGGUGGUAGUGGGAUUCCCAGCCACCCCCAUAACGGAGUCCAGAGCCCGGUUCUGUGUGUCUGCAGCUCACACCCGAGAGAUGCUGGACAAGGUAUUGAACACGCUGGAUGAGCUGGGUGAUUACCUGACAUUGAAAUACUCACGGAAGACUCCCCCCAGCAAGUCAGAGCUCUACGAUGAAAGAAACUAAGCUCUAGCUGAGCACUGGAGAAACUAAGACUGAAUACUCCAGUUCCACAACCGAUGAUUAAAGAUGGAAAGAGACCUCAGCUUAUAGCUACAUAAAUCAUACUGCACUCUGCAUUCUCAGUUCUGGGUGGCAAAGUAUAAAACAGAAUAACAAAAACAUACUGAAUGGAUGCAGUUCGGACCUCAUUAAUAUUUGUAGUCUCUCAAAAAUGGCUUUUUCCUGACAGUAGUGUUUUACUUUAUAUGUGAAGAAUUGUGAUAACAGCAAUGGUGUUUGUCCACACAACAGAGAAGAACAGGAUAUGAAUGAAAUGAUACUGUAAGUGGAGCAUAAAACCAUUGGAAUAUGUCCGAAUUGUGCAGCCAUCUGAUAAAAUGCAAGAAAUCAGACUGGAAUGGCUUGUUUCUGUCCAACAGAUGUAAUUUAAAAGCCUGAAAAAUCAAUUAAAUAUUUAAAUUAUAUAAGGUAAGACUAAAGUAAAAAAUAAACACGCAAAUGGGCAUAAAUGCAUAAAAAGACAAACUAUGUAAUGGUAUAACUGAAAAUAUUGGUUCAAGCAGGGAAAAAAGUACAGACAUAGACAUAGUGUUCAUCUUCAAUAAUGUAAAUGUUUCUGAAUGGCCAGCAAUAUAAUUUAACUUUACAUCUCUAAAUUUAAAAUGUCCUUUUUCCAACCUUUUAAUGUACAACUUCCAUCUGCAAGUAUGAAAAAAGAAGCUGGGGAGGUAACCAUGCCAGAAUACUUUUGGCAUGAAAAUGUUAGUUUUUCAUGAGAAGUAGGAAUAAAAUAAGCCUGAUGUUGAAGGCACAGUUGAAACACAUUAUUUACUUAAUAACUUCCAGUUUUUUUAGCAUUACCGCCAUCAGUAAUGACUUAUUUUCUUCUUAAAUAUGAAUAGUUUUCUAAUUGCACAGUAAUUUUUCCAUGAGACUUUUCAUUGUAAAAAUAUUUAUUUUAUCUGAUGAGUAUUGCAUGGAUAAAAUACACAGUUAAGACAGCCCAUUCCCACAGCUGGGGCAACUCUACAUGCACUUGUACUUGUGCUGUAUAUUGGAUUUCCCACAUUACCACAGUCAAAUAUAUCAGCAUCUAUCAAGUUAAUACAUGGCCCAGCGGAUAACGAGACCCUUUUUCACACCAGUGCAGUUUUGGCACAAUACUGCCAGUUGGUAAGUUACAUCUGCAGCUUUGUCUUUUUUAAGCAACCAUGAUCUAUCAAAGAUGUCUUUGAUCUGAUACCACAAUGUAGUGCCAGAUCUAUUACCAUUUAAACUCACAGGACUGUGGUAUCAACAUACCCAGCAAGAGGUAGCACUCCAUCUUGUCUGAUCAAGAGACAAGAGGCUACUUAAAUAGGAGUAACAUCCUGCCCAAAUGGAGAAGGUUCACAGGUUUCCAUGGACUCACUUCAAAGCUGUGUUGUGUAUUCUGGCUCGGUUUUGCAUAUUAGGGCAUUUUUUUAAAUAGUUUUUUUUUCAGUAAUACAAAAUCUUUGAAGGACAUUUUUUAACGUGUAUGCUUGAUCAAACCAGAUAUUAUUUCUGCCUUUUCUGUAUUUUUUUGAAUUGUCAUUUUUAUUUUCAUUUUUUGUUUUAUAUUGACAUAUACAGUAUGUGACGGGCACACUGUCCAGACUUUCACUCACUGCUUGCUGGGAUAGGCUCUGGCUCCCCACAACCCUAUAUUGGAUAAAAAAAAGUGGUUAGAAAAUGAGUGCAUGGACAUUGAUAAAUGUGGUUUUUCAAAAAAGUUCAAACUACUAAAUUCAGCUUCUAUUAAUUUGACUUAAUUUGGUUGCACUGCUGUUGAUGUCUUAAGCAGAGUAAUGGUCAACCUUUGAUCUUUCCUGAGCUAGUUUAUAUAUGCCAUAUUACUGGAGUAUAUAGACAGCGCCAAGUGUGGGAGUACUUUAAAAAGUAUUUGAACAUUUUCUGAUGUCAGAGUCUCAUUGUAAUAAAGAAAGGUCAGUGACAGAUUAAACAGAUUUCACUAA